AUGCCGGUUACAGUUGGAGCCGGCGCCGUAGGACUAUUCUAUGGCUCCCGUCUGCAUCUACCUGAAGACAACAUACUCGUGUCACUAGUCUGCCGCUCCAACUAUAAUGCUAUCAAAGCCAAUGGAGUCAAACUCCUGACGCAUAGCUUUGGAGAAUAUACCUUCCAUCCAGAAAACACCUUCAACUCUGUUCAGCAGGCAGCUGAAUUGGCCAAUAUUCAAUGGGAUUAUGUCGUAGUCACCACGAAAGCCCUUCCACCGACGUCGACCGACGACUCGGAAGCAAACCUCGUCAAGCCUGUUGUCGGCAAGGACACAACCAUUGUUCUCAUACAGAAUGGAAUUGGUAUUGAGAAGCCUUAUACGGAUGUAUUCCCGCACAAUGUACUUCUCAGCGCCGUCACAGUAGUGAGCGCAGAGCAAAUCGAACAGGGCAUCGUCCGGCAGAACCGCUGGACGAGAAUCAGCAUAGGUCCAUGGGGAAUUGGCAGUAUAUCUCAUGGGAGGGAGAGAAAUAAACUAUUCUGCGACAUAUUGAAGAAAGGAGGCGUGAAAGACGCCGAAGAGUAUGACGAACGGGGACUACAAUUUGUUCGAUGGCACAAGAUAGCGAUCAACGCCUCGUUCAAUCCUUCCUCCGUUCUCUCAAAUGGUGCGGCGAAUAGCGACAUGGCAGCAGACCCACUAUUGAAGACGCAUAUUCUCGGUACGAUGCGAGAGAUCCUGCAUCUUGCCACCAUUGUUCUCCAAUCACCUCUUCCCUCAAAGUUUGCGACUCCAGAGAAGAUUAUCGAAAGUACACUCCGAAAUACUCGAAAGAAUUUUGAUAGCAACCAACAAAAAUCACAGAAACGACCAGUAAAAGAUGAUGGGGAAUCAUCUCGACCGUCCAUGUGGUAUGAUUGGGCUCAAGGGCGACCGAUGGAGUUAGAAGUGAUCCUCGGAAACGUUGUCCGAGAGGCUGAGCGGGUGCGCGUGGAUGUACCCAGAGUCCAGAGUAUGUAUGCGUUGCUCUGCAUGGCUCAAGCACGGAGAGAUGCGGAACGAAAACGGAAGACUGGUGCUAGACUAUAA
Molecule: messenger RNA, 1074 nt
Organism: Serendipita indica DSM 11827
Lineage: Eukaryota; Fungi; Basidiomycota; Agaricomycetes; Sebacinales; Serendipitaceae
Source: the annotation of a GenBank genome assembly